UUCAGUUUUAGUUUAAUUUUUUAGUUAGUUUUAGUUGCUUUUACAUUUUUCUUUCAAUACUGGCAUAUGUGUGACUCACAUACACAGUUGACUCACAUCCUGUAGAGCCUAUAUAAUCAAAUUACAGGACUAACAUCAAGCUUUUGCCUUUCAGUCUUUCCUUUGCCUGCUGCUCCUAUAAGCAAUGACCGCAACCUCUGCGGUUUCGUUUUUCGAAUGGGUCGGCCUCAGAAGUGUUUUUUUGUUUCUUGCUGUGAUUUUAAUACUCAGCAGCCUAAUAAGACAAAAAAGGCCAAAAAACUUCCCCCCCGGACCCUGGCCGCUACCUUUCGCCGGCAAUUUACUUAGCCUCAGUGCAUCAAAGAUCCACCUUCAGCUAGCCAAGUUUGCCAAGCAAUAUGGAAACAUUUUCAGUCUACGUCUGGAACGAAACAUCGUUGUUGUGAACAGUUUUAAACUCGUGAAAGAAGCCCUAGUUCAACACGGGGAAAACUUUGUAGAUCGUCCAGGACAGCCGAUGUUUGAAGACACUGUGCAAAAUAGCGGUUUCGUGAUCUCCAAUGGCUACCUAUGGAAACAACAAAGGAGGUUUGCUCUCUCAGUCCUGAAGAACUUUGGACUGGGCACAAGGAGUCUUGAGCCAUCCAUUCAGGUGGAGAGCACAUUCCUGAAUGAGGUCAUAACCAAUACACAAGGCCAACCAUUUGACCCUCAGUUCACCUUGAUCAAUGCCGUGUCCAACAUCAUCUGCUGCCUGGUGUUUGGGGAUCGCUUUGACUACAGUGACAGCUACUUCCGAACUCUGCUGAAGAUGAUCAAUGAAACUUUCUAUUUAGAAGGAAGCAUUUGGGCUCUGAUGUAUAAUAUGUUCCCCUGGCUGAUGCGGAGAAUCCCUGGUCCCCACAAGAAGAUAGUGUCACACUGGAAGACUCUGGUCUCUUUUGUCCAGCUGAAAAUUAAGGAGCAUCAGGAAACCUGGGACCCAUCAUCUCCGAGAGACUAUAUAGACAGCUUCCUGUCGGAGAUGGAAAAGUGGAAAGAUGAUGCUGAUGCCGGUUUUAAUGAGGAGAACUUGUGUUACUGUGCCUUGGAUCUGUUUGCUGCUGGAAGUGAGAGUACAGCUACAACUCUGUACUGGGGCUUGCUGUACAUGAUCAAACAUCCAGACAUACAAGAGAAGGUGCAGGCUGAGAUAGACAGUGUGGUUGGACGGUCACGUCAGCCCAGCAUGGCAGACAGGCCGAACAUUCCGUACACUGACGCUGUCAUCCAUGAGAUACAGAGGAUGGGCAACGUUGUACCAGUGAAUGCACGUUUAACCACAAAAGACACAGAGCUGCGAGGAUACACAAUUCCAAAGGGAACGACGCUGAUGGUGACAUUAGACUCUGUGCUCUUUGAUGAGACUGAAUGGGAGACUCCCUUCACCUUCAAUCCUGGGCAUUUCCUGGAUGCAGAGGGGAAGUUCAGGAGGAGAGAUGCCUUCCUGCCCUUUUCAGCUGGGAAGAGAGUGUGCCUGGGGGAGCAGCUGGCUCGGAUGGAGCUCUUCCUGUUCUUCACCUCCCUUCUCCAGCGCUUCACCUUCUCUACAGCCCCAGGGAUGGAGCCCAGUCUGGAGUUCAAACUGGGAUUCACACGCUGCCCAAAACCCUACAAGCUAUGUGCUACCCCCCGCUGAGCCUAUCUACACUUGAGAGGUGAACUGGGAGCCCUGGUCCAGCUGAAUGUCUUGCCUUGGGGUCUUUGUCUGGGGGUAAACAGGAUUGGACAGUAUAUAAUCUUCCAGUGUUGAUGACGAUCAAAAUUUAUGUCUAAGGAAUUUGUGAGGCCUGGUGACAGUGGAUGGCCAGAGCCAGAGUCAACACAAUGAAGAAUAAGUCUGUAGUGCAGUAGAAGAUGUAGUAUUUGUGCAACAUGGCAAAUGGAGCACAGUAUAGAAGAAAAAAUAAGGAUAAAGUUUAGAUACAGAUAAAGUGCGGGUGGAAUUUUAACAAUGGCAACACAAUGAAAUGGGGGAUAUAUAUUCUGUCAUGCAUUGAGUUUGAGAGUAGAUGGUGUUUGAGUAUUUUGUGCCUGUAUUUCAGAUCAGUCCUCAACAACAGACUCCAUUCUAUCCUCUAACUCUGUCCUGCUUUUCACUUCUGUCUCAGCUGAGCUCCGGAAUUCCAGUUCAAUUAUUGUCUGCUGCUCUACUUCACCAGGCAGUGAAUAAAAAUGUGUUCAUUCAUUUGCUCCUUUUGCUUGUGAUUUUGCGCUCAGCUUUGCUGUGAUUCUGUAGCAUGUGACUUUUUGACAGUCUUUUUACAUUAUGAUACUUUGGUUUUGGUCACUCGAUUGUAUGUAUUUCUGUAUUAUGUUGUAGUGAUUGAUCUUUUUUUUGGGGGAGGGGGCGGCUUUUACUUGUCAAGAAAGGGAGGUGAAUUGUUGUGUCGUUUUUGUUUCUGGUAGGUUCAGUUAGAAAUAAGUUCCUUUCCUCAGUUACUUGUGGGUGUUUUGUUUAUCAUGUUGGCUUUGGUCCAUCCUGAUGCAAAUCCUUGCACAAUGUAAUUCUCCAGUUAAUACACUCUUCCUGUUUCUUCUGUACACCAUGCUGUCUCUAGGCUUCUUUAUUUUACCUGCUUAAUGAGACAAUGUAAUGUUGUGAUAACACGCUAUACAAAAAUA
Brienomyrus brachyistius is the source of this 2664-nucleotide messenger RNA. Its product is annotated as cytochrome P450 2J2-like. Gene Ontology annotation, cellular component: cytoplasm; intracellular membrane-bounded organelle. Gene Ontology annotation, molecular function: heme binding; iron ion binding; oxidoreductase activity, acting on paired donors, with incorporation or reduction of molecular oxygen, reduced flavin or flavoprotein as one donor, and incorporation of one atom of oxygen. The record is from RefSeq and is a predicted model, not a curated record. Lineage: Eukaryota; Metazoa; Chordata; Actinopteri; Osteoglossiformes; Mormyridae. Bases 185 to 1678 code for a protein of 497 amino acids. The transcript is spliced from 9 exons. Gene Ontology annotation, biological process: xenobiotic metabolic process.